GUUGUGACGUCACGUUGGUGACGUCUCUAUGGCUCCCUGGUCUGGCUGACAGAAGUUUGUAGCGUUGGAAACAGGAGAGAAGACGUCUCCCAGCCAUGGCUGUAAAUCGGAAUCAUUCUCAAAACGGCGGCGUUUUGAUAAACAACGGAGAAAGUGUUUUAAGGCAGUGUAAGAAUGUGGAGCUGUCAUUCAGUGAUGUCACCUGCAAGACAGACCUGCUGAAGGGGACCAAGAAGGGCACUGUUUACCUCACACCAUACAGGCUGGUGUUUGUGUCCAGUAAUACCAAGGAUUGCCUGGGUUCAGCCAUGUUCCCCUAUUAUCUGAUGAAGGGCUGCAGCAUUGAACAGCCGGUCUUUGGAGCCAACUACAUUAAAGGAACAGUUUCAGCUGAGCCUGGUGGCGGCUGGGAGGGCCAGGCCCAUUUCAAGAUGUCAUUCCUCAGUGGAGGAGCCAUAGAACUGGGACAACAUCUCUUCAAACUUGCCACAAAUGCAUCUCGUGCUGCUCCUGCCCAAAACGGCGCGGCCUCUUUCGGAUAUCCUUCACCUGGAAUGAUGAAUGGCUAUGGCCCACCUCCACCUGCUCCUCCUGGUUAUCCUUACCCCCCACCUCCCCAGGAGAAUGGAUUCUACCAGGGCCCUCCCCCUGCUGCUGGCAACAUGGGCUACCCCUAUCCAACACCCACUGCUGGAAUGUACCCAUCUGGUUUUGACUACAUGGCCCCACCUCCCCCAUACCCUGGGCCACCCCAGCCUUGGACUGCACCACCCCAGAACUGGACAGCACCACCGCCACCUCCUCCAGGCAACUCCAAGGCAGCUGAAGCAGCAGCAGGAAGCGCAUAUUACAAUCCCAGCAACCCACACAAUGUCUACAUGCCCAUGGAGCAGCCUCCCCCACAGGAGCGGCCUCCACCAUAUGCACCUAACGCAGACUCUCUUGGCAAGAAAUACAACUGAGGCUCAGGCACUGACACUCUUCUCUCUUCUUCUCUACAGUAAAUAUAUUCGAAAGCGAGUCAUACUGAUGGAUACCCACUCAACUGUAGAAUAGAGGGUUAAAAGAUGUUGGUGAUACAUCACCAGUGAUUUAAUGGUAUUUUCUAUAAUGGAGUAGCUAAUAAAGCAGUUGCAUCUUUUACUUACAUUCAUUUAAAAUGUUUGACAACUCACUGAUCAUUAUUAACAUUCUCAGUGAUGGGAUUUGUUUUAUUUCUCUGUCUCGAACAUUGAUGGUGUUAAGAGGGGAGAUGAGGGGACAGGAUGGAGAAUGUAUUAACACAGAUUUAUUACUAAAACCUCUUGUGGCAACUUCUUGAUUGUAAUAUCAAGUCCUACUAUAAACAGUAUUUUUGCAGUAAAAUUGCAAGUACUGUGUGUUUCAAAUACAUUUUGUGUGACUGUUGUUCAUAUACAGUUUAGUAAAACAGUAUCAAACUGGUUCUCAUAGUUACAUAUGUGACCAGUGUGAUCGUUAGUACACAAGUUACAUUACAGUCUAAUUCUUUUCACUGCGUGACCCAAAUCUCACAGUCCUAGUUGAAUAUAUAAUAUUGUGUAUUAUAAUAAAGGGUUUGGUUAUCAAGA
This is a messenger RNA of Monopterus albus (swamp eel), 1589 nucleotides long. It is a transcript of the gene wbp2nl, whose product is annotated as WBP2 N-terminal like. Gene Ontology annotation, biological process: positive regulation of DNA-templated transcription. The transcript has 8 exons. Gene Ontology annotation, molecular function: transcription coactivator activity; chromatin DNA binding. Gene Ontology annotation, cellular component: nucleus. The record is from RefSeq and is a predicted model, not a curated record. The coding region runs from base 96 to 962 and encodes 288 amino acids. NCBI's taxonomy places the organism in Eukaryota, Metazoa, Chordata, Actinopteri, Synbranchiformes, Synbranchidae.